Molecule: messenger RNA, 786 nt
Organism: Penicillium verhagenii
Lineage: Eukaryota; Fungi; Ascomycota; Eurotiomycetes; Eurotiales; Aspergillaceae
Exons: 3
Coding region: 1-786 (261 amino acids)
Cellular component (GO): nucleus; cytoplasm
Source: RefSeq, a predicted model, not a curated record
AUGUCAUCCAGUUCCGAUCCAGGCUCACCCCAGUCAUCCGCCAAUAUCUUAGUAGUGCACGGACACGGCCAAUCAGGACAAUUCAUCUCCUGCAAAACCCAAUUCCUCCAAGAACCCCUAACGAAAGCAAUCCAAGAAUCCCUCCACAACAACCCAGCCCAACAACAAGUCGACACAAUCAACUUCUACCACCCAACCGCCCUCUUCCCCGCCAACCCCGACCACCCACACCCCGAAACCAACACCUCCUGGGCCUGGGCGUGCGGCGGGCCCGAAAAAGACCAGGCCUCAGGCUACGUAGAGACAAUCCGCUACCUGCUCGGCGUGGUCGAAGAGUACGGGCCCUUUAUCGGGAUCGUGGGCUUUUCCACCGGCGCCGCUAUAGCCGCGGCCAUCACGUCCAUACUGGAGAAACGAGAGUCGCUUGACGGCGUUCCGUUCGAGAUCACGCACCCGCCGUUGCAGUUUGCGGUGUGCUUUAGUGGAUUCCGGCUUGAAGACGAGUUUUACGAUUGUAUCUACUCGCCGAAGAUCAGGACGCCUGUGCUGCAUGUUAUGGGGAACUUGGAUAUGAUGGUUGAGCCUGCUAGGACGAAGCGGUUGGCUUUGUCUUGUGCUAACUCGUCUGUGUAUGCUUUUUCGGGCUCGCAUUAUAUUCCGAGGUCGGAUGAGUUUGUAAGGGUUUUGAGCGAGUUUGUUGAGAAGGCUGUUAGUGGGAGGAUGAGAUGUGAUUCGGAGUCGGAGGAUGGUCAUGAUGAUGGUGAGGAUGAGUGGGAGGAUGUAUAG